Messenger RNA from Sinocyclocheilus rhinocerous, 2179 nucleotides. RefSeq names its product palmitoleoyl-protein carboxylesterase notum1a-like. The coding region runs from base 194 to 1342 and encodes 382 amino acids. Gene Ontology annotation, biological process: protein depalmitoleylation; negative regulation of canonical Wnt signaling pathway. NCBI's taxonomy places the organism in Eukaryota, Metazoa, Chordata, Actinopteri, Cypriniformes, Cyprinidae. Gene Ontology annotation, molecular function: palmitoleyl hydrolase activity. The transcript is spliced from 9 exons. The record is from RefSeq and is a predicted model, not a curated record.
UUUACACACAUUCAUUCAUUUAGUUAUUUAUUUAAUCUAUCUAUCUUCCUAUGGGCUUGAGAGUUUAAUGGUCCUGUAUCCGUCUGAAUAGAGAGUGCUUAGCAUCUGAACAAAGGAGGACUCGCGGUAAGUGACGGAAUGAAUCGACGCCAAUGGAUUCUCAGCAGCAUCUCAGGGUUGUGCGGAAAGCGUGAUGAAGUGCAGGCGGCCGCAGAGGAGCGUGAGGGUGAUGGGUGUCAUUCACUGGGCUGUGAUGCUGGGAUUGAUUCAGUCCGGCGCGCUCGGCGCGAGGAGAUUCCGCGGAGGUCGAAACCCGCAGCAGCGACGACCGCUUCCCACCGCUCACUACCGGGACCGUGCCGAAACCACCGAGAGCUUCUCACUGGAUUUCACAGCUGUUGAAGAAAACAUGGACAAUUUCAUGACUCAGGUGAAGAACUUGGCGCAGUCCCUCUACCCGUGCUCGGCCCAGAAGCUCGACUACGACAUGAAGUUACAUUUCCUGGAGAAUACAUCAGUCACCUGCAACGACGGGACCCCUGCGGGGUACUACCUGAAGGAGUCCAAAGGAAGCAGAAGGUGGUUAAUAUUUCUGGAGGGUGGCUGGUUCUGCUUCAACAAAGAGAACUGUGACAGCAGAUACGAGACCACGAGGAGGCUCAUGAGCUCCUCCAAAUGGCCACAAACCAAGACAGGCACAGGAAUACUUGCGUUACUCUCCUUACCAUACUGUGAUGCCCGAUACUGGGGCGAUGUGGUACCAGAACGAUGCCGACAGGCUUAUGAAGGAAAAGAAUGGAACUGCUUCUUUGGAUAUAAAGUUUAUCCUACCAUUAAACGCCCUGUGUUUAUAGUGCAGUGGCUGUUUGAUGAAGCCCAGCUAACGGUAGACAACAUUCAUCUGACGGGACAACCGGUUCAAGAAGGACAGUGGCGUUAUAUUCAGAAUCUAGGGACUGAGCUGAGGAACACUCUGAAGGAUGUCCCUGCCAUGUUUGCUCCUGCUUGCCUUUCGCAUGAAUUCAUAACAAGAAAUUACUGGACUGACGUCAAAGUCAAAGGCACGUCUUUACCCAGAGCGCUCCACUGCUGGGACCGCAGUCUACAAGAAAACAGCCGAAAUAAUAAAUCCCCUCCCAAAGGCUGUCCCGUGCACUUGAUCGACAGCUGUCCGUGGCCUCACUGCAACCCGACGUGCCCAACGAUCCGAGACCAGUCGACGGGACAGGAGAUGAACGUAAUCCAGUUCCUCAUGCACAUGGGCUUUGAUGUACAGAAGAUGGCCCAUCAGCAGGGCAUGGACCCAAGUAAGCUACUGGGCAUGCUCAGCAGCGGCAGCUAAAUACCGUGGAAGGACUCGCUCCCGGUUGGGACCGUGAUUCCCAUCAGUCCGUUUGAUACCUCCAACCCCACACCCGCCUCAGCUUUGACCUCAGGCUAAGCCCUGCAUUUAGUCGGGGCUCUGUGCCAACUCUCUAUGGGCUUCCGUCUCCAGAUCUCCUCAUUAAUGAUCAGUUGGUUUCCAUUUUGCUCCAGUCUACACUAUUACCACUGAGCAGCUUGGAGAUGGUGGAGACGCCCAAAACGAAAAAAAGAUUUGGAACAGAGCCCUUGUCAGAUCCACCUCCGAUAAACCAUGGGCUGCUGACUGUUUAAUGGUUCCCAACACAACACGGUACCAAUGAAAGUACUGAAGAACCAUGUAACCAGGACAAUGUACACCAGCAUCUUUGCUCUUAGUUUAUCUUUUGGUUAUAAAAGUAUCACGAAUGUAAUCCAGUUUUACGGAUCUUCAGCAUUGUUGUUUGCUUAGGUUUUUAUCUCAUUUUCUUUUUUCUUUUUUUUACCAAUAUAGUAAGCCACAGUUUAUUAGAGUUUUAUGUGUCCAUUCAGAGGAAGUAAAUCCAGAGAGCAAGAGAACAGAGAUUAUCGAUUAUAGAGUUUAUAAUUGAGUUUAUGAAGUACAUAUAAAAUAUAUGGAUCUACUCAAGACUAUAAAGAAUCUUAAAAACAGGAAUUUUGGAACAGGCAGACACGGGAUCACCUGCUCUAAACCCAACAUCUUUCUUGGGGUAUGGCUAAGUUAUGAUAAAAUGUCGUCAUAAUAGUUAAGGAAUAGUCAGCCCUAUAAUAAAUUGUCACCAUUUACUUAAUUCCCAUGCCAUUGAAAACAUGAAUU